This is a messenger RNA of Lecanosticta acicola, 1161 nucleotides long. NCBI's taxonomy places the organism in Eukaryota, Fungi, Ascomycota, Dothideomycetes, Mycosphaerellales, Mycosphaerellaceae. The record is from the annotation of a GenBank genome assembly.
AUGGUAAGCCCGCGAUCACCUCCAUGAUACUCUAGCUGUACGCCUCUGCUCGCUGAUCAAACACUUUCUGCUGGUGCUUGGCACCGCAAUGGGAACAGACAGCGGGCAUGCGACAGCAAUGACCCAUUCUAUUCCACCAUCAAUGCUCUGAGCAGCGAUGAGUGUGACACAUGGCUUGAGCUGCUGUGCUGGAUGCAAAUCCUCACACAGUCUCUCUAGAGAAGCAACAGGCGCUGACCGUUCUUCUCAAUGACAGCCUCCAAAGACCGGUGGGAAGAAGGCCGCUCCAGCGCCGUUCCCAGCCACCAAGGCGGGCGUGAGCAAGAAGCAGGCCAAGGUGAGUACACUAUUAUCCUUGGAUUGGGAUGUAACUCGAUAUGCUGACUGAUUUCAGAACCCUCUCAUCGAGCGCCGCCCACGCAACUAUGGCAUUGGUCAGGACAUCCAGCCCCGACGCAACCUCUCGCGCAUGGUGAAGUGGCCCGAGUACGUCCGCCUCCAGCGCCAACGCAAGAUCUUGCACAUGCGCCUCAAGGUCCCACCGGCGAUUGCCCAGUUCUCCAACACCCUCGACCGCAACACUGCCGCUCAGGCCUUCAAGUUCCUCAACAAAUACCGCCCAGAGUCCAAGGUUGAGAAGAAGGAGCGUCUGCACAAGGAGGCCACCGCUGUCGCUGAGGGCAAGAAGAAGGAGGACGUCAGCAAGAAGCCAUACGCCGCCAAGUACGGUCUCAACCACGUCGUUGGCCUGAUCGAGGCCAAGAAGGCCCAGCUCGUCCUCAUCCCCAACGAUGUCGACCCCAUCGAGCUCGUCAUCUUCCUUCCAGCUCUCUGCCGUAAGAUGGGCAUCCCAUACGCUAUCGUCAAGGGCAAGGCCCGCCUCGGCACGGUCGUCCACAAGAAGGUACAUCACACCACCACAAGACCUCACUGUGCAACACUGACUAAUACUUCAUCUAGACCGCCGCUGUGCUCGCCAUCACCGAGGUCCGCAGCGAGGACAAGAGCGAGCUCUCCAAGCUCGUCCAGGCCAUCAAGGAGGGCUACCUCGACAAGAACGAGGAGGCCAAGCGUCACUGGGGUGGUGGUAUCAUGGGCGCCAAGGCCCAGGCCCGCGACCGCAAGAAGAAGGAGCGCGCCGAGCGUGAAAUCAAGAUCUAA